Panonychus citri (citrus red mite) is the source of this 1382-nucleotide messenger RNA. Its product is annotated as N-acetyl-D-glucosamine kinase-like. NCBI's taxonomy places the organism in Eukaryota, Metazoa, Arthropoda, Arachnida, Trombidiformes, Tetranychidae. Gene Ontology annotation, molecular function: N-acetylglucosamine kinase activity. The record is from RefSeq and is a predicted model, not a curated record. The transcript is spliced from 6 exons. Bases 165 to 1235 code for a protein of 356 amino acids.
CUGAAAGUUAAUUUGAUUGAACAUUUUUCAUUCUAAUUGUGAUUUAGAUUUUGUUAAAUUGUUCUUUUCUCUUUUUUUCUAAUUGUUCGUUAUUAACUUUUCUUUUCUCAAAGGUUGACCAGUAAUUGUUUCCAAUAAGUUUCUUUGUUGUUUCGAAAGACAAAAUGUCCAAUGAUCUCAAAAUGUUAUUCGCUGGAUUAGAAGGAGGAUCUUCUAAUUCGAACUGUGUUCUAAUUCGUGGUGAUGGUGAAAUUCUUGCUACUAUCGGAGGUGGAACAUCAACAAAUCACUUGUUGAUCGGUGAAGAGGAAUGUCAACGGCGAAUAGUUGAUCUUCUAGAUGAGGCCAAAAAAGCCGCUGGACUUUCGGAUGAGGUCAAACUGGACGGUUUAGGCCUUUGUAUGAGCGGUUGUGAGGAUAAUGAGGCUAACCUUAAAUUUGCCGAAUCAAUGAUGAACCGUUAUCCUAAAUUGUCUAAAUCAAUUAUCGUUAAAAGUGAUACAAUUGGAUCGAUUAUGACAGUUUGUCCAACAGGUGGAAUUGUUGUAAUUGCUGGAACUGGAUCAAACAGUUUACUUCUAAAUCCGGAUGGAUCAACAUUCAAUUGCGGAGGUUGGGGCCAUUUACUUGGCGAUGAAGGCUCAGGUUGUUGGAUUGGAAUCCAAGCAAUUAAAACAAUUGUCGCCCAUGAAACCAAUUUAAUCCAUAGUCCAUUCCCUAUUGAUGUGGUUCGUCAAACGGUUUUCGACUAUUUUAAUAUUAAAAGUCCAGAGGAAAUAUUCAAACCCGCUUACGCUGAAUUUGUCAAGUCUCAUUUUGCUGGAGUUUGUACAAACAUUGCAAAAGUUGCCAUGGAAGGAGAUAAACUUGCUCAAAAGCUUUUUUAUGAUGCUGGUGGUAUGUUAGCUCGUCAUAUUGUUGCUCUAGUGCCUAAAAUUGAUCCGAUUUUGAUGAGAGAUGGUAAACCAAUUACUGUUGCUUGUGUGGGCUCAUUAUUCAAAAGUUGGCCUUUACUUCAAAAAGGUUUCCUUGAGAUCGCCCAAACCGCUGGUGUUACAUUUAAUUUGGUACAAUUAACUCGACCCUCAUCAUUGGGAGCUGCUUAUUUAUCCGCUUGCAAUACAGAUUUCAAAUUACCGAUAGAUUUUGCUACCAACGCGGAGUUAAUUGAACAGGUCAAACCAAUCGAGAUGGUCAAAAGUACAAACCCCGUCUCAAGUUGUAUCAUGAUGUGAAUUGUCAACCAAAUCGACCAUUGGCCAUCAUUUCCAUUAUAUUUACCCAAAUCUCCUACAAAUUGUAAACUUAUAUUUUGACUUUACCAACAAAUCAGCUAACAAUUAUUAAUAUUUUAAGUGAACUUUACAUAAAUUUAUUAUUAU